CUGUGGGAGUGACGGACGGAAGUGGGGAGGUGGUCUGGAACUCGAGCCUCUUUCUCCUUGGGCCGAAACCGGCGCCCUGGGAUCGCGACCUUCUUCUCCCUCUGUCCUCACCUUUCCCUCCAUUUUCGCGCGCAGGCGAAGCUGUUGUUAGUAGAGGGGUCGUGAUAAAUAGUUCUCGAGUAAAAGUGCUUCCACGUUUGCUGAUGAUGUGGCUCCAAAGUCAGACUCUUGGGGGACUCAGCCUGGCAUUCAGCGUCGGGUAUCGGUUGUAUAACAGCGCUGCCCUAGUUAUCUCUUUGUGAGGCGAGGAUCCUUCCACUGACGAGCCGUUUUAAGGUGUCGUAGAAAUUUAAGGUGUGAAGAAAUUUAUUGGCACAGCCCAAUCUGAAGACCCCACCGAAGGGAGGCGUGUUGCUGCCCUGAAAUCAGCUACUCUUAAAAUAGGGAUCUCCGCCCCUUUUCUGUGUUACCCGGGUGGGGCUAGUUGAAGAUAAAUCCUCCUGUACUUGUUAUUUGAACUAGCUAAAUUCAGAGCAGAAACAGUCAUCGAUAAAUACCAUGCUAUCUUUUAAGGGCACCGUGCGCCCGUGUUAUUGAGAGGAGCUCUUUGUUCUGCCUUUGAUGUGUGGUGCAUUCAUGAAAGUCUUCAGCACAUCCGCGGAAGGUGGGUUAUGAAAGGAACAGAUUUUAACGCCGGAGAAGGUAGGCUAGAGAGGUUUUAGUUUUUGUUUUUUCAUUCCAUAACAUCUAAUAUACCGAUAAGCAUAGAAAAUCCACUUGGUUGCUUUUUGAUUCCAUAAGCGUUACUUAUAGAAAAUACAUAGUUAAGGAGAUUUACGGGAAUUUCUUAGUUUUGUGACUGUGGUCCUGUUUGUUUUCCAAUAAGACAAAAGCAGGAUGUGUGUAUGAGUCACCGCAAAACCUAGUUUGCUUAUCUAGUGGUUCUCAUAGAAACAUGGACAACAGUAGAGGAAUUUAAGAUUUUUAUAAAGAUACUAACUUCUGGUUUCUUAAAGCAAACUGACUGCCCGAGCCUUGUCUUUGUUCCUGGCACAGUGGGUGUACAGUGCCUGGUGCAUAGCAGGAGUGCAGUAGAUAGCGAAAACUUUGUGUGAUGUGAUUCUCAUGGUCCAGGAAAGAAAGAUACCUGCUCAUCGUGUUGUCCUUGCUGCAGCCAGUCAUUUUUUUAACUUAAUGUUCACAACUAACAUGCUUGAAUCAAAGUCCUUUGAAGUGGAACUCAAAGAUGCUGAACCUGACAUUAUUGAACAACUUGUGGAGUUUGCUUAUACUGCUAGGAUUUCUGUGAAUAGCAACAAUGUGCAAUCUUUGUUAGAUGCAGCAAACCAGUACCAAAUUGAACCCGUGAAGAAAAUGUGUGUUGAUUUUUUGAAAGAACAAGUGGAUGCUUCAAAUUGUCUUGGUAUAAGUGUUCUAGCAGAGUGUCUAGACUGUCCUGAAUUGAAAGCAACUGCAGAUGACUUUAUUCAUCAGCAUUUUACUGAAGUUUACAAAACUGAUGAGUUUCUACAACUUGAUGUUAAGCGAGUAACACACCUCCUCAACCAGGAUACUCUGACUGUGAGAGCAGAGGAUCAGGUUUAUGAUGCUGCAGUCAGGUGGUUGAAAUAUGAUGAACCUAAUCGCCAGCCGUUUAUGGUUGAUAUCCUUGCUAAAGUCAGGUUUCCUCUUAUAUCAAAGAAUUUCUUAAGUAAAACGGUACAAGCUGAACCACUUAUUCAAGACAAUCCUGAAUGCCUUAAGAUGGUGAUAAGUGGAAUGAGGUAUCAUCUACUGUCUCCAGAGGAUCGAGAAGAAUUGGUAGAAGGAACAAGACCUAGAAGAAAGAAACAUGACUAUCGUAUAGCCCUAUUUGGAGGUUCCCAACCACAGUCUUGUAGAUAUUUUAACCCAAAGGAUUAUAGCUGGACAGACAUCCGCUGCCCCUUUGAAAAACGAAGAGAUGCAGCAUGCGUGUUCUGGGACAAUGUAGUGUACAUUUUAGGUGGUUCUCAGCUUUUCCCAAUAAAACGAAUGGACUGCUAUAAUGUAGUGAAGGAUAGCUGGUAUUCCAAACUGGGCCCUCCAACACCUCGAGAUAGCCUUGCUGCUUGUGCCGCAGAAGGCAAAAUUUAUACAUCUGGAGGUUCAGAAGUAGGAAACUCCGCUCUGUAUUUAUUUGAAUGCUAUGAUACAAGAACUGAGAGCUGGCACACGAAGCCCAGCAUGCUGACUCAGCGCUGCAGCCACGGGAUGGUGGAAGCCAAUGGCCUGAUCUAUGUUUGUGGUGGAAGUUUAGGGAACAAUGUUUCAGGGAGAGUGCUGAAUUCCUGUGAAGUUUAUGAUCCCGCCACAGAAACGUGGACUGAACUGUGUCCAAUGAUUGAGGCCAGGAAGAAUCAUGGACUGGUAUUUGUAAAGGACAAGAUAUUUGCUGUGGGAGGUCAGAAUGGUUUAGGUGGUCUGGACAAUGUGGAGUAUUACGAUAUUAAAUUAAAUGAAUGGAAGAUGGUCUCACCAAUGCCCUGGAAGGGUGUAACAGUGAAAUGUGCAGCAGUUGGCUCUAUAGUUUAUGUCUUGGCUGGUUUUCAAGGUGUAGGCCGUUUAGGACACAUCCUUGAAUAUAAUACUGAAACAGACAAAUGGGUCGCCAACUCCAAAGUCCGUGCUUUUCCAGUAACAAGUUGUUUAAUUUGUGUUGUUGAUACUUGUGGAGCAAACGAAGAGACCCUUGAAACAUGAAAAAUGAAUGGACUUCAAGACUCAUCAAAGAUUCAAAAAUGUGGCCGCCAGUGCUUUGUUUCAAGAUUUUGGUUACAAGGUUUUGGUUUGCAGUUUUGUUUUUUUAAAGAAAGUUUUAAGUAAAAUAAGAUCCCUGUAAAAUAAAUAUUUCUUUUAUAUGGUUUCCUUACUUGAAUAGAAGACCCUUUUUUAGCUGGCCACAUAGCCAGGAACAUAUCUAGCAAGAGAACUUGAAAAAUUAUCAGCAUUUGGUGAAAAUAUGAAUUCUUGAAUGAGUUUCAUGUUUGUAACUAUGAUUAUGGCAGAUUAGGGGAUUGGCUCAUCAGUGAAGCAGCCUCAUCUUAGCUCUUGAUUCUAUUUUCAUACAUCAUAGAAGUGCUAUGUAGUUUGGUCUGUUGUUUCUGUUCAGUCAAGAACUAAGGAAUAGUAUAAAUUGCAAGUCAAGACAGGCAACUCUAGUGGAGCAGCUUAUUAGUCUCACAUAAUCUUGCUUGUCUUCAGAUGCUUCAUUUAGUGCCAAAUGUAUUUCAUUUAAAAGUAAGCCCAGAGGGUGUUAAGGCACACACACACAUACACACACACUCAGAAAACUUCAUAAACAGAUUCUUGGAAUUAAAAAUGUACCCAACUUCUCAUGAAAUAUAUUCAGUCUAAUUAAAUAUAUACUUUCUUUUUAACACAAACUGUCCAGUUCAGCACUCAUCAUUAAUUUAUUUCACUUUUACCCAGUGGUUAAAAAAGGAUUCUGCUUCUUCAGUCCUUACUGUUAAAUAAAAUCAAAUCCUGAUAAGAAUUAAUAACUAGCAAAAGAUAAAGCUAUUUACAAUAAAUUUCUAGAUCACUACAGUAGCACUGAGAGUUGUACCAUAAUAUCAGUGUUGGCUUUGAGCUUGUUAAGGAUUAAAAAGAUAUAUGAUUUUUUUUCCUUAGCAGGACACAUCAAAUAUAUAUAUUCAACCCAGUGAUCUCUAAAAGUUUUGUAGAAAUUACAGUUAUAAAUAUGUGGUCAGUGUAUCUUUUACAAACCCAACUACUCGUGUCUUUUUUAGUAAUGUUUUGCCCUUUACACUGUGUAUGGAAUGAGCCAUGUAAAGCUGUCACCGUCAUUAUUUUUAAUCUGAUAAUAUUAAAUAUUUUGUAACUUAAAA
This is a messenger RNA of Trichechus manatus latirostris (Florida manatee), 3890 nucleotides long. RefSeq names its product kelch like family member 7 (gene KLHL7). The transcript is spliced from 11 exons. NCBI's taxonomy places the organism in Eukaryota, Metazoa, Chordata, Mammalia, Sirenia, Trichechidae. The record is from RefSeq and is a predicted model, not a curated record. Gene Ontology annotation, molecular function: protein binding. Bases 1126 to 2742 code for a protein of 538 amino acids. Gene Ontology annotation, biological process: protein ubiquitination. Gene Ontology annotation, cellular component: Cul3-RING ubiquitin ligase complex.